This is a messenger RNA of Photinus pyralis (common eastern firefly), 948 nucleotides long. Its product is annotated as zinc metalloproteinase nas-13-like. The transcript has 5 exons. Bases 169 to 918 code for a protein of 249 amino acids. Gene Ontology annotation, molecular function: metalloendopeptidase activity; zinc ion binding. The record is from RefSeq and is a predicted model, not a curated record. NCBI's taxonomy places the organism in Eukaryota, Metazoa, Arthropoda, Insecta, Coleoptera, Lampyridae. Gene Ontology annotation, biological process: proteolysis.
AAACUGAACUAAAUAAAUAUAAGUAAAAAAAAUAUUAAAAAAGAUUUCGCUUCUCAUAACGUUUAUUUUGGCCAGUUAUCAUUUAAGUACCCUCAGCGCACUUAAGGGCACUUAACCGAUAUCUCAUGGAUUAAUCGGUAUAUAAGGAGCGACUAAUCUCAAAAAAUCAUGAUUCGACGUCUAACAUUCCCUUCAACAAUGAUCGUAAUAGUAUUACUGGUUUCGUUAGCGUUAGUACAAGCCGUUCCGGCUCCACUUAGUGAUCACGACUUAUGGCAACGAAGCGGUAAAUUUGAAGGCGACAUGGUGUUGGCGCCCUGGCAAAAAAAUGGAGUUAUUGAUGUCAAGUUAAGAUGGACGAACAGAAACAUACCGUACGAAUUGUCGGACGACUUCGACGAACAGCAAAAGGCGCAAAUUAAUGAAGUACUGGAACGAGAGUUUGCCAAGACUUGCAUCUCAGUGAAACCACGCGUUGGUGAAUCAGAUUAUGUUUACGUUACUGGCGAUAAUUCCGGCUGUUGGUCGCAGGUCGGUAGGUUGGGAGGACGACAGGAGUUGAAUUUGAAAGUAAGGGGGUGUGUUUGGAACCACACAAUCGUUCACGAGUUUUUGCACGCUGCUGGUUUUUAUCACCAGCAAAGUUCCGUAGACAGAGACGACUUUGUUGAUAUAUUUUGGGAAAAUAUUUCAAAAGGACUUGAGCACAAUUUCAACAAGUACAAUGCUGACUUCGUGACGAGUUUCAAUGAAACCUAUGACUACGGCAGCAUCAUGCACUACGCAAAAACAGCAUUUUCGUCGAAUGGUAAACCGACAAUACUACCUAAGGGUGACUCUACUAUUCCCAUUGGAGUAACAAAUGUAAUGAGUGAAAUUGAUAUUCGAAAAGUUAAGAAAAUGUAUGACUGUGUAUGAAAUGUUACAAAAUAAAAAAAAUUAUCUACG